Molecule: messenger RNA, 3407 nt
Organism: Calypte anna (Anna's hummingbird)
Lineage: Eukaryota; Metazoa; Chordata; Aves; Apodiformes; Trochilidae
Gene: LRRC41
Product: leucine rich repeat containing 41
Exons: 10
Coding region: 269-2698 (809 amino acids)
Cellular component (GO): cytoplasm; nucleus
Source: RefSeq, a predicted model, not a curated record
CGGCACUGCCCGCCCCGGCAGCGGAAACGGGGCCGCUCCCCCACAGCCUGCCGCUUCAGGCUUUCCCUUCCCAGCAUGGCAGCCGCCCGUGGCUGCGCCUGCCACCGCCUCUGGAUGGCUACCGAGCCGCUCUCGGCCUUUUUUAGACUCUUCUUCCUGGGAAUUUCAGACGCGGACCCUGCCCGGCCUGCCCGCCACUCGGCCCCGUGUGGGAAAAGGACACAGCUUGACGCGACCUCCCUAACAUGGCCGCCGGCUCCCUUCCAAGAUGGCCGUGGCAGCCCGCAGGCGGAAGUGGGAGGGAGGGGGUGUGCCUUCCCAAGAUGGCGGCAGCCUGGCGGCGCUGAGCGGAGCGAUGGCGGCGGAGGGGCCGCGCAGUCUGUUCGCGCUGAGCGCGGCGGCGGUGAGCCGCAGCAUGGGGGCCCUGGAGCGGGACGUCUGGGCUCUUCCCGGGCACCUCCUGCGGGGGCUCCUGCCGCUUCUCAGCGUCUUUCGUCUGGAGCGGGCCGAGGGCGCGGCGCGGAGAGCAGGCCUCUCGACACAGCCCAUCUGGCGCAAGCUGUGGGACGAUGUGAUGAAAACCAGGCCACCCAACUCGGAGAAUAUAACCUGUUGGAGGAAGAAGUUCCUUGAAACGUUCUUCUCAAACGUUCUUCAUGGUGUCUUGGACAUUUCCUCUGACUGGCGUCUCAAUGACCAGCACUUCUCACCACUGCUCCACAGCUCCCCACACGUUUCCCAGCUUACCCUCUGCAACAUGCUGCAGGGCGCCGUGGAGCUUGCUGCUGAGCACAACCAGAAAGUGCUCGAAAACCUGGCUGGUUCCCUGCGGAUCCUGAAGUUCCAGCACCUCCUCUCCUCUGACCUGUCCAUCAGGCGUUCACUGGUUUUACUUCUUCACCGUCUGAUUCACCAUGGCUCUGUCAGCCAGGUGUCCAUGUACUCCUGGCCUGUUCCUGACACAGUUCUUCUCGUUCUCAUUUUGAGCAUGAGCGCUGGGUUUUGGCGCUCAGGAAAUGCCCUUGCGUAUCACAGCAGCCCGUGUGGCCUUUGCAGAGAGGAGGACAAAGCCCAAAGCCAGGAGUCAGCACCAGGGCAAGCAGAGAGGGGAUGUUGUAAUGAAAGGGAAUGGAGUGAUGGUGAGAACCAAAAGGGAUCUCCUGGGGCCCCAAAGGAGGCUGACAUGGAGGUGAACGGAUGCAGGGCUGACACUCACCUGAAUCCUGUCUCCUCCAGACCAAGAAGUCUAUCUCUGCAAAAUCAAGCUUGUGAGGUGCCCUGCAACCACACCAGUGUUGAGGGAGGAUCUUCUCCUCCUCACGUUUCAGACCAGCUGUCCUGUCACCACCUUCUUCGAAAGACGCGCAGACGGAUGAAAUCUGCAGUGGGGAAGAAACGUCGCUGCCUCAGACGAAACAGGGGACCACGUGCUGACCCAGAAGACCUGUAUGAUUUUGUUUUUACUGUUGCUAGAGAGGAUAAUUCAGGGUUACUUGACAAAAACAGCACCACAGAGGGAGAAAACACUGAGAACUGGACUAGUUCCUCUCUAGGAUCUCCCUGCACUUGCCAUGCCAGCUGUAAGAAAAGAGGAGGAUCUGCUGGGACCUUUUCUCUGAAAGCUGCUCACCGCUUCCGAAGUGUAUCCACGCUGGAAUUGUUCUCCAUUCCUUUGACUGGGGAAACAUGUCGGACUCUGAGUAACCUGCUGAGCUCCUGGGUGUCUUUAGAAAACUUGGUUCUGUCUUAUAAUGGCUUGGGUGCUAAUGUCUUCUGCAUCCUCUCUGGGCUCCGGGCCCUCUCCCGCCGCUCGGACUGCCAGCUCCGCGUGGUGCGCCUCAGCGACGUCUUCUCCCACAUGCCUUGCAUGGACCUUGUUCGCUGCGUCUUGAGCGCCUUUCCCCAGCUCCACACACUCUCAGUCAGCUUCGACCUCAAAAACCAGCUGGAGGGGAACAGCCCACAGGGGAUUCCAAGCUGCAGUGAGGCAGAAAUCCCAGAGAGCUGCCUGGAGCAGCUGGAGAUCCGAUUUCCCAGGGAACCUCUGCACACUGCCUUCCUGCUGCCAGUGCUCAAGGCAUCAAAGUCCCUCCAGCAGUUGUCCCUCGACAGUGCCACGCUGCCCUGUUCACAGGAGCUUGGGCUCCUUUUGGAGGCACUCAAAGAGUGCAAUCCAGAUUUGAAGAAACUGAGCUUUCAUGAUGUGAACCUCGCUGAGCACCAGAAAGAAGUUCUGCUUUUGCUUCAGGAUCCUGUCCUGCAAGAACUCACAUUUUCCUUCUGCCGGCUGUUUGAAAGCUCCACCCCUGAGUUUUUGUCAGAAAUAAUCAAUGCAGUGAAAAGAAAUUCAACCUUGAAGAGCCUCAAACUGCCUGGGAAUCGCCUUGGAAAUCACAGGCUGGUUGCCCUUGCAGACAUUUUCUCUGAAGAUUCAUCCUCUUCUCUUUGCCAGCUGGAUGUCAGCUCAAAUUGCAUCAAACCAGAUGGGCUCCUGGAGUUCACAAAGAAGCUGGAAGGCCACAUCCAGCAGCGAGGGGGGCGGAUUCAAUUCACACAUCUCCGCCUCUUCCAAAAUUGGCUGGACCAGGAUGCUGCAACAGCUCAGGAAGCUCUUCGGCGUCUGCAAGCUGUGUGCAGUGUGGUCAAUGACUCCUGGGACUCCUCCCAGGCCUUUGCUGACUACAUCAGUGUCAUGUGAUGGAUGCAGCAGCAGCAGAAAACUGAUCAGCUUGAACUUAAGUAGUUCCAUCCCUGUCCAAUAACUUUGAGGUUUUUUCCCCUUGUUCAAGCAGGGUUCAGUUGUUCUUCUCACUUUUCUGUUCAUUUGAAGGAGCACCACAAGGAGGUGGCACAAGACCAUGUAGGUAAACAGUUGUAUUUCCAGGUGAUGUAACUCAGUAAUUACCACCUUCUCAGUUUGAGUAUUUUAAGUGGGACAGAUACCAAAUGAGCUUCUAUGACUUCCUGUAAAUCUCUGGGCAAGCAGUUAUUUUACUCAGUGUUGUUACAGAUUUCAUGUUGUUUCAGUGAAUGUCUCAACCUUAAACAUCUCCAUCGUUGAAGAGACUCAAAAGCAAUCUGGUUGUGGUCCAGUGGCAGUCAGUUCUAGUUGACCUUACUUUGGAGCAGGUGCAUUGAACAAUAUGACCUUGAAGCCCCUUCCACCUUCAACCAUUCUGUGAUGCAUGAUUCCUCCACUUAAAGGGAGCAGAAAACAAGCUAAAAAAUGCCUGCAGCUGUGACCUUUUAUAUUUUACUUUAUACAAAAAAAGUUUAUUUAUUUACCAAGUAGCCUAUCUAUUAGCAAUCAUGUUGCCUCUCUCCUGUGUCUGCAGCCAUUUUACAGAGGUUUUGAAUAGUCUGUUCUUUUGUAACUUUUUUAUAAUAAAAAUAUAAUUAUGACCCAU